AUGCCCACCAAUCCCGAAAAUCCCCACACCCUCUCCGGCCUGCCUAUUGGUCCGCUGUACACCCCCGAUGGCCUGGCGGCAUCGGGUUUCGACCCCGCCGCCGACCUUGGUGAGCCGGGUCAAUUCCCCUUUACCCGCGGCGCCUACCCUGAUAUGUACCGGGGUCGGUUGUGGACCCGACGCCAGAUUGCCGGUUUUGGGACUGCCAGAGCUACCAACGAACGCUAUCGGUUCCUGUUGGAUCACGGCCAGACCGGGCUCAGCACCGACUUCGAUCACCCGACCCUCACCGGCUACGAUUCGGACCACGAGUUGGCCGAGGGCGAAGUGGGACGCCUGGGGGUCGCAAUCGACACCGCCGCCGACAUGAGCGAGCUCUUCGACGGCAUCCCCCUGGACCAGGCCAGCGUCUCGUUGACCAUCAACCACCCCGCCAUCGUGCUGCUUGGUAUGUUCCUCCAUGUUGCCGAAACCCGCGGCACACCCUGGCCGUCCCUGCGCGGUACCGUCCAGAACGAUUCUCUCAAAGAGUUUCACGGCCAGAAGACCUUUGCGCUGCCGCCCGGCCCUGCUCUCAAGCUCACCACCGACGUGGUGGAGUUCUGCACCCAGCACGUCCCCAACUGGUACACCAUCUCCAUCAGCGGCUAUCACACCCGCGAAGCGGGUUCCGACGCCGUGCAGGAGUUGGCCUUCACCGUCGCCCAGGGCAUGGCCUACGUGGAAUCCGCCAUGCGACGCGGCCUGCCCGUAGAUGCCUUCGCCCCCCGCCUGUCCCACUUCUUCGGCGUGCACAACGAUUUCUUCGAGGAGAUUGCCAAGUUCCGCGCCGCACGACGCAUGUGGGCCCAUAUCAUGCGCGACCGUUACGGCGCAACGCGCCCGGAGUCGAUGCGGAUGCGCUUCCACACGCAGACCCUGGGCUCAACGCUGGUGCGGCAGGACCCGCUCAACAACAUCCUGCGCGGCGGGCUGCAGGCGCUGGCGGCGGUGUUGGGCGGUACCCAGUCGCUCCACGUCAGCGGCUACGACGAGGCCUACGACAUCCCGUCGGAAGAGGCCAUGCGUAUUUCCCUGGCCACCCAGAUGAUUCUGGCCAACGAAAGCGGGGUCGCCGCUACCCCCGACCCCCUGGGCGGCGCUCCAUAUCUGGAAACCCUGACCAGCCAGCUGGAAGGGGCGGCCAACGCCUACAUCGAGCGCAUCGACGAGAUGGGCAACGGCAGCAUGCUGGAUGGAAUGCUGGAGGCCGUAUCCAACGGCUACAUCGAGAGCGAGAUUGCCCACGCGUCCUACCGCUACCAACAGCGGGUGGAAUCCGGCGACUACACCAUCGUCGGCGUUAACGACGAAUACCGGGAAGACGCCACCUCUGCCGGCGCGCUGGAGCUGUUUGAGUUCGACCAGGGAGAGGAAGACCGCCAGAUCGCGCGACUCCACGACGUUCGACGCUCACGCAGCGAGGCCGAUGCUGCCGACACGCUGCGUCAAAUCGUCAAGUCCGCCCGCGACGAUGCCAACCUGCUGCCGGCUAUCAUCCCGGCCGUAGCCGCCGGCGUUACCGAGGGCGAGAUUAUGGGCGCGCUCCGCGACGAGUGGGGCGAAUACACCGACCCGGGCGUGUUUUAG
This is a messenger RNA of Geodia barretti, 1629 nucleotides long. Lineage: Eukaryota; Metazoa; Porifera; Demospongiae; Tetractinellida; Geodiidae. The record is from the annotation of a GenBank genome assembly.